Messenger RNA from Populus nigra (black poplar), 1716 nucleotides. RefSeq names its product transcription factor MYB7-like. The record is from RefSeq and is a predicted model, not a curated record. Bases 345 to 1457 code for a protein of 370 amino acids. Gene Ontology annotation, biological process: regulation of stomatal movement. Lineage: Eukaryota; Viridiplantae; Streptophyta; Magnoliopsida; Malpighiales; Salicaceae. The transcript is spliced from 3 exons.
AGUAUUGUGCAAAAGAAGCACCAGAUUUGCGUAAAAACCACUUGAUUGCUUCACCUUCCUCGGCCUCUUCUCUCUCUGCCUCCCCCCUCCUUCCCUCUCUAUAACUUCGAUUCUAAGUAUGAUUUACUCCUCUUAUUAUCUUUAAAUCAUUAGAAGCAAUUCUUGGUUUUUUUCACUCAUACAACAUUGGCAUAAAUGUAUACCAAGUCCUCAUUUAUAGCUCUCCAUGUGUGAGCCAUUUAAGUGAUCAUAUAUCAUCUUGUAAUUAUAUAGUUGCUGCUGCAACUGCUUGGAGUUUUCAUCGAUAGUUUUCUGUCUUAUCACUCUAAUAUCUUAAGCAGAAAAUGGGACGACAUUCUUGUUGUUUGAAGCAAAAACUAAGGAAAGGUUUGUGGUCACCUGAAGAAGAUGAGAGACUGUUCAAUUAUAUAACUAGAUUUGGUGUUGGUUGCUGGAGUUCUGUUCCUAAACUAGCUGGUUUGCAAAGGUGUGGAAAGAGUUGCAGAUUAAGAUGGAUAAACUACUUGAGACCUGACCUUAAAAGAGGAAUGUUCUCACAGCAAGAGGAGGAUCUCAUAAUCAGUCUUCAUGAAGUUUUGGGUAACAGGUGGGCUCAAAUUGCUGCACAGUUACCAGGAAGAACAGAUAAUGAGAUUAAGAACUUUUGGAAUUCCUGUCUGAAGAAGAAGCUUAUGAAGCAAGGAAUUGACCCAGCAACCCACAAGCCUCUAAGUCAAGUGGAAGUGAAGGAGGAGAAAAUUUGUACAGAGAAGGCAUCUUUCCAAAUACCACAGUCUAAAGGGUUACCAAUUCUAUCAAACUUCUCUGCACCAGAGCCAGCAUUUAUCAUUAAUGAUACAGCUUACAAUAGCAGUGGAUUAACAGAAGCUUCAAGAGAGCAAUUUAUCAACAAGCAAGCCUAUGAUCCUAUAGCCUACUUUGAAUUCCCGCCCAGUAUUGUUCCAACAGGGUAUAAUUCAAACCUUUCAAGUGUGUAUCAUCCAACAGUUAGACCGGUUGAUCAAAACCAAUUUGAAACAAGUUCAAACUUUGUGUUCACUUCAAUGCCAAGUUUAACAAGUUUUGACCACGGAAGCAUGAGUGGGACAGAUUUCUCCGAUAACUCGGCUUCAAGAAUGAGUUCAAUGUUCUUGAAUGAGGCAAAGGAAAGUUCCAGUAACAGCUCAAACAUCAGCAAUUAUGCAGGAUACCAGAUGAGCAAUAUGGUGGAGAACGCAGCAGGUUUCUCAUCAUGGGAUUCUGAUGAUAAGUUAGAGUCAGUGUUCCAAUAUCUUCAGGUCAAUGGGAUCAAGACAGGAGAAUUGAAGCCAAGUCCAUGGCAUGAAGCUGGACAGCUCCAUACUCAUCCGAAUUCAGUAGAUUUCAGUAGUUGUCCAUUAACGUCGCUAUCAGAAGAUCUAAAAGGAGCAAAUUUCGAUGGCUUCCACCAGAUAUGAACUGUAGAUUCAUUAUUUUAUCUCUCCUCACUCUCCAAACAAAUACAUGAGAUGUUUGAUAGUACAGGAAUGUUUGAGAUUGUCUUUUCUUUUCUUUAUUUUUUGGUUAACAAUAUUAAAAGAAAAACAAGUCUAAGCUCAUGCUGUUUCUCUGAUUUUUUUAAUCUGUAAUGUUCCUUCUUGUUUUCAGUAUACUUCUCUUCUGUAUUUGUUUUCAGGACAGUUGAAAAUAAUCUACUUACAAGUUCAAGAGUGAAAA